Molecule: messenger RNA, 816 nt
Organism: Populus nigra (black poplar)
Lineage: Eukaryota; Viridiplantae; Streptophyta; Magnoliopsida; Malpighiales; Salicaceae
Product: LOB domain-containing protein 24-like
Exons: 3
Coding region: 246-725 (159 amino acids)
Source: RefSeq, a predicted model, not a curated record
AUCAAGGGUCAGUACCAAAAUUAAUACUAUGAAUUAAUCUAAGAAAUUUUGUUUAUUUCUUUUUUCUUUUUUCUUUGGUUGAUGAACAUUUUUGGAUCAUAUCUACUACCCUUUUCUAAUCUGGGCUUUCGUAGGGACAAGAAGGCAGCCGCCAACAAUCUACAUUUGUGGGGGCUAAUUGCUAAUUGGUCUGAGGUUUACCAAAAAAAUGAUUGACCUAAUCAAGGAUCUUACAGAAUCCAACAAUGUCCAAUUCAACAAGAUGUGCAGCUUGCAGAUUUUUGAGAAGAAGAUGCCGUCAAGAUUGUGUCUUGGCUCCAUAUUUUCCUCCAACCAAUCCCCAGAGAUUUGCUAAUGUCCAUAAAGUCUUUGGUGCCAGCAAGAUUACUGAAUUGCUAAAGCAACUUCCGGUGCAUUUACGUUAUGAUGCAGCAGAGUGCAUGUCAAUUGAGGCAGCAUCGCGUGCAAGAGACCCAGUUUAUGGAUGUGUUGGAGUCAUAUCUCAGCUGCAACAACAAAUAAUUGAUGUUCAAUCUGAGUUGGUGAAGAUAAAGGGUGAAUUAGCAGUUCACAAUGCUCAGCAACAACUACAACUAGAAGAUGGAGAGAAGGCUAGUGAGCAGCAACAAGAUGAACUUUUAUGGCUCGGUUCGACUCAACAUGACCCUUUGAAUUUGGAUCAACUGCUAAUCCAAGCAAAUGAUUACCAUAAAUCCCACUUUUAGUGACUUUCAUUUAGGAGUAAUCAAGUUGGUCUCCAUGAUUUAUAUGUUCAUUGCUGGUUUCUAGUGCAUUUUCAGUUUUCUUGCGUAAUUA